Molecule: messenger RNA, 2436 nt
Organism: Hipposideros armiger (great roundleaf bat)
Lineage: Eukaryota; Metazoa; Chordata; Mammalia; Chiroptera; Hipposideridae
Gene: CBFA2T3
Product: CBFA2/RUNX1 partner transcriptional co-repressor 3
Exons: 12
Coding region: 189-2081 (630 amino acids)
Biological process (GO): DNA-templated transcription; negative regulation of DNA-templated transcription
Cellular component (GO): nucleus
Molecular function (GO): transcription corepressor activity
Source: RefSeq, a predicted model, not a curated record
GACAGAGUCCUCAGGCUCUGAGAAACCCAAGCGGGCUCCGAACUCUUCAUCCAUCCCUUGAGGCCCCACGAGGUCGGUAAAGGCACUCCCAGCCGGCCUUGACCCUGGCCCCACACUGGCCCCUGUUGGAGGGCUGCCCACCUCGCACCCCGGUCAAGAUUCAGUCUCCCGGAUCUACCUCCAGCUCCAUGUCCCACUCAGCCCCCGUGCUGGAGAGCGGGCUCCUGGUGUCCCCCAGCUGCUCGGCUCCCAGGGGUCCCAGGAAGGGCAGCCAAGCAGCGGACAGGAAGGAGAAGACGGCCGCAGCGAUGCCCGACUCCCCCGCUGAGGUGAAGACACAGCCCCAGUCCACGCCCCCCAGCAUGCCGCCCCCUCCGCCCACUGCAUCCCAGGGCACCACGCGGCACCCCUCCUUCACACCCCACACAAAUCGAGAGGAUGGGCCUGCGAUGUCUCUGCCCCAUGGCCGUUUUCAUGGCUGCUUAAAAUGGUCUAUGGUCUGUCUUUUGAUGAACGGCAGCAGCCACUCACCAACGGCCAUCAACGGCACCCCAUCCACACCCAAUGGCUUCAGCAAUGGCCCGGCCACCUCGUCCACAGCUUCACUGUCCACACAGCACCUGCCCCCGGCCUGCGGGGCUCGGCAGCUCAGCAAACUCAAGCGUUUCCUCACCACCCUGCAGCAGUUCGGCAGCGACAUCUCCCCAGAGAUUGGGGAGCGCGUGCGCACGCUGGUGCUGGGGCUUGUGAACUCCACGCUGACCAUCGAGGAGUUCCAUUCCAAGCUCCAGGAGGCCACCAACUUCCCGCUACGCCCAUUUGUCAUCCCCUUCCUGAAGGCAAACCUGCCCUUGCUGCAGCGGGAACUCCUGCACUGCGCCCGCCUGGCCAAGCAGACCCCUGCCCAGUACCUGGCCCAGCACGAGCAGCUCCUGCUGGAUGCCAGUGCCUCUUCCCCCAUUGACUCCUCGGAGCUCCUGCUGGAAGUCAAUGAGAACGGCAAGAGGAGGACACCUGACAGGACCAAAGAGAAUGGGUCAGACCGCGACCCGAUGCACCCUGACCCCCUCAGCAAACGACCAUGCACCCUGAGCCCCGCCCAACGCUACAGCCCCAGCAAUGGGUUGCCCCACCCCACACCACCUCCGCACUACCGCCUCGAGGACAUGGCCUUGGCCCACCAUUCCCGCGACUCCUACCGCCACCCUGACCCCCGGGAGCUGCGGGAGCGCCACCGACAACUCACGGUCCACGGGUCUCGGCCGGAGGAAGUGAUCGACCACAGGCUGACAGAGCGAGAAUGGGCUGAGGAGUGGAAGCACCUGAACAACCUCCUGAACUGUAUCAUGGACAUGGCUGAGAAGACACGGCGGUCACUCACCGUGCUGCGCCGGUGCCAGGAGGCUGACCGGGAGGAACUCAACCACUGGGUCCGGCGCUACAGCGACGCUGAGGACACCAAGAAGGGCCCCGCGCCCACCCCCACCCGGCCUCUCAGCAGCUCCGCGGGUGCAGAGGGGUCUCAACUAGACGUGCACCGAGAGUUCAUGCCUAGGACCCUCUCCAGCUAUAUGCCCGAGGAGAUCUGGAGGAAGGCUGAGGAGGCGGUGAAUGAGGUGAAGCGGCAGGCGAUGUCUGAGCUGCAGAAAGCCGUGUCGGACGCCGAGCGGAAGGCCCACGAGCUCAUCAGCACGGAGCGCGCCAAGAUGGAGCGGGCCCUGGCUGAGGCCAGACGGCAGGCCUCAGAGGAUGCCCUCACCGUCAUCAACCAGCAGGAGGACUCCAGUGAGAGCUGCUGGAACUGUGGGCGCAAGGCCAGCGAGACAUGCAGCGGCUGCAAUGCAGCACGCUACUGCGGCUCCUUCUGCCAGCACAAGGACUGGGAGAAGCACCACCACGUGUGCGGCCAGAGUCUGCAGGGCCCCACGGCUGUGGUGGCUGACCCGGUGCCUGGACAGCCCGAUGCCACUGCCAGCCUGGGCCCCUGCCUGCCCACGGGCGCUGCCAGCCCCAGUGAAGCUGGCUCCACAGGGCCUUCUCGCCCCGGCUCUCCUGGCCCACUGGAUGCCGCACCCCGCUGACCCCUCCCAGACCCGCUGCUCAGCCCACGGACACGCACCCACCGACCCCGCUCGGCCCCAGCCACCGGACACUGCGCCCGGCCCUGGGAGCCCAACCAUUGGAGUCACUGCUGCUACUGCUUCUCUCCAAAAGAAAACACAAAACCAACAAAAACUGCAUUCAACGCAACUUCCUCAGCUACCUGAAGAUCUCACGCAACAACCUCUUCAAGCAUCCUCAGAACCUCCCACCGAGCUUUAGACAACGGAGAGGACGCUGGCCGCUGGCCUGAGCACCACCGGCUCGUCCACUGCCCUUUCUCUCUCUCUCUCUCUCUCUCUCUCUCUCUCUCUCUCUCUNUCUCUCUCUCUCUCU